Messenger RNA from Notolabrus celidotus (New Zealand spotty), 2120 nucleotides. Its product is annotated as E3 ubiquitin-protein ligase TRIM39-like. The coding region runs from base 262 to 1896 and encodes 544 amino acids. The transcript has 8 exons. Lineage: Eukaryota; Metazoa; Chordata; Actinopteri; Labriformes; Labridae. Gene Ontology annotation, molecular function: protein binding; zinc ion binding. The record is from RefSeq and is a predicted model, not a curated record.
GUAGUUAAAUUAUAACUUCUCUCUUGAAUAUAAUUAUAGGAUUUUUCCAUCAGUAAUAGGGUGUUGGUGCACCGGUGUAAUCAUGUGGAUCUUUUCUGUGGGAAUUGUGGGUGUGUCUGGUGUGAGUACUAGGCUGAGAAAACAUUGACUCAUACACCACACACACCAAACAGUGCAGGGUGGACGAGUCCUGAUAUUCAAGCUGUGCAAAGUUCCAUGAACUGACAUUCAGAACGAGAUUGUAAAUAUGAUUUCAGAACAAUGGCUUCCUCAGGUAACAUGCUACCAGAGAAGCAGUUCCAGUGCACAAUCUGUCAGCAGGUGUUUGCAGACCCUGUCACCACUCCCUGCGGACACAACUUCUGCCUCUCCUGCCUCCAGAGUGUGUGGGGCAGCAGUGACGUCUGCCAGUGUCCCACCUGUAACAAAUCAUUCACGUCUCAGCCUGAAAUCAGCAUCAACACAGCUUUCAAAGAGCUCGCGGACACAUUCAGGAACAUCAUCGUCAGUUCGUCGGCUUCACCGCUGUCGGCAGCCAAAGCCGGCGAUGUGGUGUGUGAUGUCUGCGCCGCGACGUCCCUGCAAGUGAAGGCCUUGAAAUCCUGUCUGGGGUGCUUGACCUCGUACUGCCAGGCCCACCUGGAGCCCCACCAGAGAGUGGCCACGCUGAAGGUGCACAAGCUGAUCAAUCCGGUGAAGAACCUGCAGGAGAGGAUGUGUAAGAAGCACGACAGGCUGCUGGAGAUGUUCUGCAGGGACGAACAGAAGUGCGUGUGUCAGUUCUGCACAGAGACCCAGCACAAAGGUCACCAGGCCGUCACGAUAGAGCAGGAGAGCGAGGAGAGGAAGGUUCAGAUGAAGACGACAGAGGCAGGUUUCCAGCAGAUGAUCCAGGAACGACUGAGGAAAGUGGAGGAGAUCAAAAACUGUAUGAAGCUCAGUACGGUGAGCGGAGAGAAGGAGAUGAAGGAGAGCGACCGCCUCUUCUCGUCUCUGGUUCGCUCCGUCCAGGAGAGGCAAACUGAAGUGAACACGGAGAUCAGAGAGAAGCAGACGGCUGCAGAGAGGAGAGCGGAGGAGCUCACCAACGAGCUGCAGCAGGAAAUCAACGAACUGCAGAGGAGGAACGCCGAGCUGGAGGAGCUGGAGAACACCGACGACCACUUGCACCUCUUACAGAGGUUGCCCUCUCUCACGUCCCCUCCGCCCAGCAAAGAGUGGAAGGAGAUCGGCGUCUAUCCUGAGCUCUGUGUGGGGACGACGAGGAAGGCCCUGUCCAAACUGGGCGCCAGUCUACAGAAUGAACUGAACACUUUGAAGGGAGAAGAGAUGAAGAAGAUGCAGAAAUAUGCAGUUGAUGUGGUUUUGGACCCAGACUCUGCCCAUCCAAACAUCGUCCUGUCGGCUGAUGGAAAGCAGGCAGGCCGCGGAGAGCUGCUUUACAUUGUGCCUGAUAACCCCCAACGCUUCGACCCCGUCAUCUGCGUGGUGGCCAAGAGAGGCUUCCUAUCGGGGAGGAUGUACUUCCAGGUUGCAGUGGGAACAAAAACCUUCUGGGAUCUUGGCGUGGUCAAAGAGUCCGUCAACAGAAAAGGGAUGAUCACCUCCAAGCCGGAGAACGGGUACUGGACUGUGCGGCUGAGGAACGGGAAUGAGUAUCGCGCUCUGGACUCCCCUUCGGUCCUUAUCUCCCUCAAAGGGCAGCCACAGACCGUGGGAGUGUUUGUGGAUUACGAGGAGGGGAUCGUGUCAUUCUUCGAUGUGGACAGAAGGUUGCACAUGUACACCUUCACCGGGUGUUUGUUCUCAGAGAGGAUCUUCCCCUUCUUCAGCCCGGGGGUUUGUGAUGAAGGGAAGAAUAAGGCGCCUCUGAUCAUCACAGCUGUUAGUCAUUAGACGUAGACCGAGUCCUGUAAAGACCCAGAAAACUGGUCUGAAGUAUUGCUUUGUCUUUGUCUGAAUCCCUUCAGUAUAAACAUCAGCAGAUUGUAAUACCCCACAAAAUGACAGGUGUACCAUUUUUCCCUUUCAACACCUAGAUCCAGAACGGUCACCUCCUGCCCCCUGCUGUCACUGGGAUUAACUUUUCUUUGCUUAACGUGUUAAAAAUGUUUCCCUCA